CUUUAUUCGAUGAAAAGCUCCAUGGAACAAUUCGAUGCUCUAGAUGAAUUGGCAGAUUUUCCAGAAGAAUUAAAUGUCAAAGCAAUUUUAUAGAAGGUUAAGGCAUUUUUAGUUGUAAAACAGCUAAAAGAAGAUAGUUCGCCAAAUUUGGUCAUACCAAAUCUAUAUAUUGGGUGUUUAGGAACAGUAUUAAAUAAAAAAAAACUAUGUGAAUGUAUUUAGAAUGUCUAAAUUAAAGUUUAAAUAACCCACAUUCUUAGUGUGUGUGAGAUGCCGAUAUUUCCAUAUUAAACUGAAGAUUUUAAAUCUCUUCUCAUUAACAUCAACGAUAGCGUAGAUUAGGAAAUCAAAUCAAAGUUCGAAAUGGCUAAUGAUUUCAUUCAUUCUGCUAUCCAAAAAAAUUAAAAUGUACUUAUUCAUUGGUAUUUUUACAUAUUAAUUAAAGUUUUGCUGGUAAAUCUAGGUCUGCUUCCUUUGUUAUUGCAUACUUAAUAAAAUAUCAGCAAAUGACUCCACUAUAAGCUCUCAAACUCCUUCAAUCGAAGCGAAGAAUUGCCCAACCUAAUAUGGGCUUCAUGAAAUAGCUUGAUGCUUAUCAUAAAGAACUCUAUAGAUAACCACAGAUACAAAAAGAAUAAAAAGAAGUCGAAGUCUCUCCUGUCGAAAAAAAAGUAAAAUUAAAUUAAGAAGAAGAAGAAAUUUAAUAAUAAGGAGAUCGAUAGCUACUAAAUUCAUGA
Messenger RNA from Paramecium octaurelia, 737 nucleotides. The record is from the annotation of a GenBank genome assembly. NCBI's taxonomy places the organism in Eukaryota, Ciliophora, Oligohymenophorea, Peniculida, Parameciidae.